This is a messenger RNA of Chaetomium strumarium, 815 nucleotides long. RefSeq lists its product as uncharacterized. The record is from RefSeq and is a predicted model, not a curated record. Lineage: Eukaryota; Fungi; Ascomycota; Sordariomycetes; Sordariales; Chaetomiaceae. Bases 60 to 620 code for a protein of 186 amino acids. The transcript has a single exon.
UGCCUACCUCCCAUUUCUGCCGUCAACACACCACUUUUCGAGUGUUUCCAAGAGCCACAAUGGGUUACUCGCACCAUACGACCCCAACGAAGGCCAAGAUCCAGGGCGCAGUUGAGUUCCUCGAGGCCAAAAAGAUCCCGCACUUCGAAAGCGAUGUCAUCAAGCAAUUCGGAGUCAGCUAUCCAACCGGCUGGCGUUAUCUGCGCGAACCUGACAGCUACGGCAGUCGCACCUAUCAUUCUGCCUUUUCGGACCGCCGUGGCCGAAAGUCGAAAAUCUCCGACCAGGAUUUAGCUACGAUAGAGCGCUUUCUUGAGUCUAACGGAUUCGAUGGCCGUACUGUGCCUUACGCCUCCCUCCCGGCCGCCGCUGGACUCGACCUCGAUAUUUCUGCGCGAACCGUACGCCGUGCCGUCGGCUCCCUCGACUUCCGUUUCUGCGUAGCAUGUCAGAAGCAGUGGGCCUCGCGGCGUUUGAAAGAACGCCGGGUAGAAUACAGCCGCAUUAUGCUGGAGAAAUACCCAGAAAGGGAAGACUGGCGGUACAUUAGAUUCUCCGACGAAUUAUGUCCUCCGGAGACCGUGGAAGCGCUAUUGCCCCGACUGCCUUGUUGUGCAUAGAGCUCCCGAUGAAAAAGACAUCAAAUGCGUGCACUGUUGGGUGUAACGGUCCCAGGAGUGUAUUGCAACUAGCUGGUGACGACUCUACGAGUACACUGAGCUUGGAGAAGAAAAGAAGAGACGAGAAACUCUGGUGGCCCGCAGGCUUUCUAUCCCGUGAGUGCGCUGGUCUAGGCGCGUUGCUAGAAGGUUCGA